CGUACAAGAUUCGCCGCCCCACUCCCCCCGCGGGUCAUAUGCGAGGCAGAAACACGUAAAUGCUUCUCAUCGAUACACACACGCACACACUGGCGCACAGGAAGGCACACAAAUACACAAGUCAUAUGUUGAUAAGUUGGAGCUGAAGAACAGCAAUAGCAACAGCAACAACAAGAGCAACAAAAACAAUGCGCAGUCUUCAUCGCAUGUGAAUCAUUUCCAUCCAGCCAUCCAGCAACCCAGCCACACACUCAGCCAAUCAGUUAAAGUCAAAGUCACAGCAGCAGCAGUCGUCAUGUCCCAGGCUUUGAACAAUCCCGCUGGAGGCGGAGGUCCGCGGCGCGACUAUGGGGCCACGGCGGAGGGCACCACCCCAGAGGUGAGCUUUGCAUCGGCAGGCGGUUCCUCGGGCUUCAGCCCCACAGAGUUUAUGACCCUCAGCGAGGAUAUAGGACACAACAUCACCGCAGUUCACAGCAGCAGCAAGCAGCUCGAGAAGCAACUGAAGCUGAUCAACACGCCCCGUGAGCAACCGGCGCUGCGCGAAAAGGUGCACUCGAUCAACAAGAAGACCAAUGCCCGGAUUCAGACCACCAGUCAGGACCUGCAGCGACUACAGGCUGUCGUCCGGCACGGCGAUAAGCAGCAGAGGCUGCAGUUAGAGAAGCUGACUCAAGAGUUCCAGAGCGUGGUCGAAAAGUAUUCCAGCCAACAGAAGCGCAUAUCCACCGCCAUGCGUCAGACUCUUCGCCAAGCCCAGGAAUCCGAGCACGAAAACGAAGCAUUGGCCCGCGAGGAGCUGCUCCAACAGCAGCGUUUGGAGCAAGCCGGACUGCAGCAGGAGCACGACUUGCUGGUGGAACGGCAGCGCCAGGUCGAACAAAUCGAGUCGGAUAUCAUCGAUGUGAACCAGAUAAUGACUCAGUUGAGUGGGCUGGUGCAUGAGCAGGGCGAACAAUUGGACUUGAUCGAGAAUACCAUAGAGAGGACGGCCACCAAUGUGGAGGAGGGAGCCUCGGAAUUGGCCAAGGCGGCCAGGAGUCGCCAGAGUUACAGGUGCAAGAUCCUGAUACUUCUGGUGAUUGCUGUGAUAAUAGGAUUAGUUGUAACUGGCAUUAUUGUUGCCAAACUGAACAGUUAAUUGUUUUAUUUAUAUAUGUAUACAUACCACUCGGAAACAUACACCCCCUCAUACACACACAUGCAUACAUUUUUGUAAAACAAUUUUUAUAAGAACAAAAAAUUCAAUCGUUGAAUAACUCUGUUUAAUCACCAAGUGAGCAAAGACAACAAGUAGUAGUGAAAAAGCUAAAUAAACUAACAGAAAAUAAAAUAUUUAUAAAUAUAUAUACACAUAUACAUACGUACAUAAAUAAGGAUAUACUGAAUCCCAAUUAACUUGCAUAUAAACAAAUAUUCUGCGCUUUUAAAUGUUAAUUAUUUCUUGUUAAAACGAUUAUCGCGAACAAUAUGAGUUUUGCAUUGAAUGUGAACUUUUCUGUGUUUAGUUUAAACUUUAAAGCAAGCGAUUAAGCAAACAAUAUACGUUAAAAAUUCAAGUUACCAUUAAGUGAGCCAGCAAUCGAAAAUAAAGAUAAAUAAAAUAAAA
Drosophila ananassae is the source of this 1609-nucleotide messenger RNA. It is a transcript of the gene Syx13, whose product is annotated as syntaxin-12. The transcript is spliced from 3 exons. Gene Ontology annotation, cellular component: endomembrane system; SNARE complex; membrane. Bases 296 to 1141 code for a protein of 281 amino acids. Lineage: Eukaryota; Metazoa; Arthropoda; Insecta; Diptera; Drosophilidae. The record is from RefSeq and is a predicted model, not a curated record. Gene Ontology annotation, biological process: vesicle-mediated transport; vesicle fusion; intracellular protein transport. Gene Ontology annotation, molecular function: SNAP receptor activity; SNARE binding.